CGGACGGACAGACAGAUGGACGAACGACGGAGGGCCGGAGACCGGAGACAGACAGGCGGACAGCGCCUCCCGGGCGGCCGGGGCGUCUUGGCUCUUCCCCUAGGCGCCCGUGGCCCCGCCCACGCCGCUCCGCUCUCCGGAUUGGGCCCACGGCGGGGCAGGGCCGUGACGUCAGGACGGGCGCGGUCAGCACCUCGGAGAGCGCCGAGCCUCGGCGGCGACAGGGGCGCGGGGGCGCGGGCCCGGCCGCGCGUGGGCUCGUCCCGGCCACAAUGGCUCUGGGCCUCUCUUCCAAGAAGGCGUCCUCGCGCAACGUGGCAGUGGAGCGCAGGAACCUCAUCACCGUGUGCAGGUCUGGUCCCUGUCCCCAGGUUCUCAGUGAAAACCUUGCUGGAGAAGUACACGGCUGAGCCCAUUGAUGACUCCUCCGAAGAGUUUGUUAACUUCGCAGCCAUCCUGGAGCAGAUCCUGAGCCACAGAUUCAAAGCCUGUGCCCCAGCAGGGCCCGCCAGCUGGUUCAGCUCUGAUGGGCAGCGCGGCUUCUGGGACUACAUCCGCCUGGCCUGCAGCAAGGUGCCCAACAACUGCGUGAGCAGCAUCGAGAGCAUGGAGAACAUAGGCACUGCUCGGGCCAAGGGCCGUGCGUGGAUCCGGGUGGCGCUGAUGGAGAAGCGCAUGUCAGAGUACAUCACCACAGCUGUGCGGGACUCACGCACCACCAGGCGUUUCUAUGACUCGGGGGCCAUUAUGCUUCGGGAGGAGGCCACAGUGCUCAUAGGGAUGCUCAUCGGGCUGAGCGCCAUCGACUUUAGCUUCUGUCUGAAGGGUGAGGUCCUGGAUGGGAAGACACCGGUGGUCAUCGACUACACACCCUACAUGAAGUUCACCCAGAGCUACGACUAUCUGACGGAUGAGGAGGAGCGGCACAGUGCUGAGAGCAGCACAAGUGAGGACAACUCACCCGAGCACCCCUACCUGCCACUUGUCACUGAUGAGGACAGCUGGUACAGCAAGUGGCAUAAGAUGGAGCAGAAGUUCCGCAUCGUCUAUGCACAGAAGGGCUACCUGGAGGAGCUGGUGCGGCUUCGAGAGUCGCAGCUGAAGGACCUGGAGAUGGAAAACAGGCGCCUGCAGCAGCAGCUGGAAGAGGCGGCAGCGCAGAACCAGCGUGAGAAGCGUGAGCUGGAGGGCGUCAUCCUGGAGCUGCAGGAGCAGCUGACAGGUCUGAUCCCGGGUGACCAUGGCCCCCUGGCCCAGGGCUCCAAGGAGCUCACCAUGCCCCUGGUCAACCAGUGGCCCUUGCUGGGGACACUUAAUGGCACAGAAAGCGCCGGCAAUCCCAAGCUUUACCGGAGGCACAGCUUCCUGAGCACCGAGCCGCUGUCAGCAGAGGCCAGCCUAAGCUCUGACUCGCAGCACCUAGGGGAGGGCAAGCCAGACAAGGCUCCUUGGGGCCCCAUCGGGAAGGACCCCACGCCCUCCAUGCUGGGCCUCUGUGGCUCCUUGGCCUCCAUCCCCAGCUGCAAGUCCCUGGCAAGCUUCAAGUCCAACGAGUGCCUGGUGAGCGACAGCCCUGAGGGCAGCCCAGCCCUGAGCCCCAGCUGAGCACGUGCAGCGCCACUCAUACACCCAACUCCCAAGAAAGCGGGCCACUGGCCCAGCCAGGGGCACUGAGUUGUGCCGCCUCAGUCUUCUGUCCCAAGAAGUGGCCAGGGACUACACUGGGGGUUCUGGCGAGCUGCUCCUCCUCCUGGUGGCCCAGAGGCCUGGCCAGUUCCUCUGCUCGCCCUCGAGGGUUAGCGCUUAGCCCCUGCUACCUGCCUCCUGUCUGCCGAGUACCCUGGAACCAGCCUUCCUCGGCCCCACUCAGGAGCUGGGGAAUGCAGCAAAUAAAGACCAGAGGACUGA
Cavia porcellus (domestic guinea pig) is the source of this 1908-nucleotide messenger RNA. RefSeq names its product RUN domain containing 3A (gene Rundc3a). The record is from RefSeq and is a predicted model, not a curated record. The transcript has 11 exons. Lineage: Eukaryota; Metazoa; Chordata; Mammalia; Rodentia; Caviidae. Bases 16 to 1605 code for a protein of 529 amino acids.